GCGAAGGUGGCUGGCCAAUAUCUAUAUAAAUCUGUGCAAGGCAGAGAAUAGUUAAAAGGGGUGUGCGCGAAGGAUGCUCCCAAAGGGUGGGAGAAGGAGCGUCCGAGCGCCGGCGGUUUUUGACAGCUCGGCAGAGAAGGGGAAAGGCCGAGGGGGAUGAAGAAGAAGCCUCUUCAGAGUCCUCACCCCACGCGCGAGCAGCCUGGGCGCUCAAAUCCUCUUUGGAUGCCGAGGGGCUGACCGUCGAGGAUGGGGCUCGUGGUGCUUGCAAGUGGGUCCGAGGGAUCCCGAUCCCAGGCACGCCGGUUCUGAGCAGAAUGGCCCCCUCUCGCUCCCUGACCGCAAAAGGAAACGACGGUGCGCUGUAGUUCCCCCGAUCCUUUCAAAGGAGGUUGCGAUUCUUUCAGACGCGCAGUGGAAACGGGAAAAGACCCCCGCCGAGGUUUUGCGCGGGCUCACUCGCUUUGGAUCGCAAGCUUUGCGCAAGAUUCCUUUGGGGACUUUAAUGGAUGGGUGGCGAGGAAAAGCAUCUUUGAAUAAAAAGUGGCAUUUUGGGGAUGGGUUGGCUUCUUUGCUUCCAGUAUGCUGAAGCCACAGUCUGCCAGUGAAUUCCUCCGGGCGAUGCUGCCCAGCCCGAGCACGAAGAUGCUGCCGCCGGUGGCAACCUCUGAGGAUGCGCUCUCCUGGCUGGAGGCUGCGCUGGCCACCUGCCUGGCGGUGGCCUUGCUGCUGGCGCUGGCGCGGCACCUGUGGGCGCUGCGCUGGAGCCUGAGCCGAGACCGCGCCAGCGCCCUGCCACUGCCCAAGGGCUCCAUGGGUUGGCCCUUCUUCGGCGAGACGCUGCAUUGGCUGGUCCAGGGUUCCAGCUUCCACAGCUCCCGGCGGCAGAGAUACGGCGCCGUGUUCAAGACGCACCUGCUGGGCAAGCCGGUGAUCCGUGUGAGCGGCGCCGACAACGUGCGCAAGAUCCUGCUGGGAGAGCACAGCCUGGUCAGCGCCCAGUGGCCGCUCAGCACCCAGAUCCUGCUGGGCUCGCACACCCUCCUCAACGCCAGCGCCGAGGCGCACCGCCAGCGCAGGAAGAUCCUGGUCAGAGUCUUCAGCCGCGCCGCCCUGGAGAGCUACCUGCCCCGCAUCCAGAAGGUGGUGCGCUGGGAACUGCGCGGCUGGUGCCGGCAGCCGGGCCCCGUCGCCGUCUAUUCUUCCGCCAAGACCUUGACCUUCCGCAUCGCCGCGCGGAUCCUGCUGGGACUCAGCCUGGAGGAGAAGCAGUUCAAGGAGCUGGCUCGGACCUUUGAGCAGCUGGUGGAGAAUCUCUUCUCCUUGCCGCUCAACAUCCCCUUCAGCGGGCUGCGGAAGGGAAUAAAGGCCAGGAAUCUGCUACACGAGUACAUGGAGAAAGCCAUCUCGGAGAAACUGAAGCAGAAGGAUCCUGAGGCUCACAGCGACGCUCUGGAUUUCAUUAUCAACAGUGCCAAGGAGCAUGGCAAAGAAUUUACGAUGCAGGAGCUGAAGGAGUCUGCGAUUGAACUGAUCUUUGCUGCUUUCUUCACCACCGCCAGUGCUACUACUUCCAUGAUCCUCCUGUUGCUGAAACACCCCUUGGUCAUAAAAAAGAUUCAGCAGGAGCUGGUGUCCCAUGAUCUCACCGGGCAGUGCCAUUGCCGCGCUGCAGGAGAUUCUCUGAGAAACCAUCAGUCUUGCCCAGAGACUCUGGUCACCCAUGGAAAAGAGAACAAAGACAGGGAUUCCAAUCCGCCUCUUCCUCCCAGGCUGAAAGGAGAACUAGACAGAGAGACAAAGAGGGAAGUCAGAGUCCCUAAGUUGGGUCCCAUUGCUACAGCAGCCCAAGGAACUGUCCAUGAGACUACAAACUGCCCUUGCUCAGCAGCCAAACAAGAAGAAGCAAACCAAGUCCUCGGCGAGCUGGAAAGACAUGAGCACUAUUGUCAGUCUUACUUGACCCUGGAGAACAUGAGCCGCCUGCGGUACUUGGAUUGCGUCAUCAAGGAAGUGCUACGUUUGCUGCCCCCAGUGUCCGGAGGCUAUAGGACAGCCUUACAAACCUUUGAACUGGAUGGCUGCCAGAUUCCCAAGGGCUGGAGCGUGAUGUACAGUAUUCGGGACACGCACGAGACCGCCAGCAUCCAUCAGACUCCACCAGACAUGUUUGACCCGGAGCGGUUUUGGGUGCCACCGGAGGAGCGGGAAGAGCACAAAGGAGCUGGCCCUGUCCGCUUUCACUAUAUCCCCUUUGGUGGGGGAGUCCGAAAUUGCAUAGGCAAAGAACUGGCCCAGAUGGUCCUCAAGUUGCUUGCUAUUGAACUGGUCAGCACAGCCCGCUGGGAGCUGGCCACAGCACACUUCCCUAAGAUGCAAACGGUGCCUAUUGUGCACCCAGUGGAUGGCUUGCAGCUCUAUUUCCAUCCUCUGAAGCAGGGAAGAGAAAGCAGCGGAAGCAGCAAGACAGAGACUUGAGAACCAUAAACUUCACACGCAUUUCCAGCUGAGGAUCAUGGCAGAACAUGUUUCCAGGACAAAACAUCCGUCCUCUCCCAGUGUAGGUUUUUUCAGCUGGUGCAAGCCCAUUCCCUGUCUGCUGGUUGUGGGAGGGGAAAGGAUGAAGUCCCUGUCUGUGGUCCUUAAUGGGCUGUGAGUUUCCUAUUAGCAUCCAUUCAGAGACAUGCAUCUUUCUUAGUUGCACUUUUUGUUUGUGUUUGUGUGUGUGUGUGUGUGUGUGUGUGUGUGUGCGAUGCCACUUUGGGAUCUGGUUAGAGAAAUCACGGUCCAAAGUUAGAUGUCUCAGAAGGAAUCCUAGGAAACAUUGUUGUCAGUUUUCUAUUAGGAGAAGCAAAGGAUGUGUAGGUCAAGUAGGUCUUGUGUAGGUCAAGUAGAGGGUUUGUUACCUGAGAGUGUUCUGCAUUGAUAGUAGACCUAACGUGCUCCUGGAAAAGAGUCUUCAGAGCUCCUCGCAGCUUAGGACAAGAUCGCUCCUCUGUUAUCACAAUGUAGUGGUGGGUCUGUUCCUGAUGGGAAGGAAAGUCAAUCAACCACUUGCCUGCCAAAUAGAUAUGCUGUAAGUAUAUUGGAAGGCAGGCAUGGGAACUGUCAGAUGAGUGGUGGUGGUAGUGCCUAUCAGAGGGCAGGUGAAGGAGAUGGUAUGUGGAUACAUAUACAGGUCUACUCAGGUGGAGUUCAAUGGCACUGACUCUCAGGUUAAGUGUGCCUGGGAUUGCAGCCUGAUUCAUCUGCCAGACUGCAUUGCUGUGGACUGGUCUUAAUUUCACACCAUUUAGAAAUGCAGACUAGUUAUGGACCUGGGAUGCUAGGCUUUUAGGAGAAAUAUGGGGAGGAUUUCUUAGGUAUGGUUUGCAUCAUGCAUAUAUGUUAUUCGAUUUCUUAUUUCUUCAUACUUCAUAGCUGAAUGUAUGAGCCAACUCCAUUGAAAACAUUGAGGUGAUAUAUAGAUCCUAUUUCUGGCAUUCUGACCUGUGAUGGCUCCUUGGUAAAUUCAAGUCAUUAGACAAUGAUCAUGCACUUAAUCAAGCUUCACUUGGUCAUUGGUCUGCUCAAGAUGCUCUCUAGAAGCUCAGACCAAACUGCCAACAGGGUACAGCUCCCACAAUGAUGGCACUCUGCCCCCCCAAAACCCCUCCCCAGUUCAAAUAGCAGUGGUUGGGUUUAAAUUAGUUCCAACUCACAAAGCAACUGGUUUGUAGAUCGUGGCUUAUGAGCACAUACCUUUAAUUCUGUACCCCUGUUCAUUAUAGGCCAAUGCUGUGUAUUGUAUAAAAUCUCUUAUUCCUGAGUGGUGUUUCUGAAGUCCUCUGGAAAUCUUUUGGCUCAAGAGUACUUUUAGUGCCCCUCUCCAGCUGAUUAUGAAAGCACUUCAUAGAAAUGAAAAAAAAAAAGUGAGUGGGUUAUGCUGCUGGUGUGAGCCAAGGAGGAGUGGAUAGUGGAAUUGUAGAAGCGGUAUAUGUGGUUAAUUUCAACCUGUGGACAGCUCCCAUGCAAAUGUCCAAGCGUGUAGGAUGCUGCUUUAGUGACAUGGGUUGGACAAGAUGUCUUGGUAGCUUACAAUAUUGCAAUAGCAUCUUCCGUUUCCGAUGGAGAUCUGCUUAAAGCUGCUGCUAGGAAUUGCCAUCUCUAGUGGCCCGCGGAUUGUGGCAUUUAGGAUGAUUUGAGAAGAAGAAAACCAGGCUGCUGGCUGUGAAUUAGAAACUCAGAAAGAAGAUGAUUUUU
This is a messenger RNA of Podarcis raffonei (Aeolian wall lizard), 4242 nucleotides long. Its product is annotated as cytochrome P450 26C1. Gene Ontology annotation, molecular function: monooxygenase activity; heme binding; iron ion binding. The coding region runs from base 583 to 2478 and encodes 631 amino acids. Gene Ontology annotation, biological process: sterol metabolic process. The transcript is spliced from 8 exons. The record is from RefSeq and is a predicted model, not a curated record. Lineage: Eukaryota; Metazoa; Chordata; Lepidosauria; Squamata; Lacertidae.